AUGGAUAAGGCUGCUCAACGAAAGGCCAGAUUCGCUAAACCUGCAUCUACUCCCGGGUUGGUGAGUCGAGGGGAUGCUGUUCUAUCAAAAGCAGAGCAGGAGACGCUUUUCGAGCAGGUAAAAGCAUCACCUACUCCCUAUAAGGUCCGAAGCUUACGCGAAGCGGUAAUUGCAUCUGGGCCGUCGGAAUUUGGCUCGGAGGUUCUCCAGUUCUCCGUAAAAUAUGCAAUUGAUUCGCAAGAGAUUGCUACCUUGAAAAGCUCUUUGUCCUAUCUAUUGACAAAUGUGCAUCCCUCAUACCCGCUCGAAAAUCCUCAAUAUUUCCAGUCCCUCUAUUUGAUCGCGCUGUCUUUCCAUGAUUUGGAAGAUGCCGCUUCACACCUCGACGGCAGCAGCACUCUCCGUGCGUACCUCCAGGCCUAUGCCACCAGAGAUAUUGCUCGUUGGGUGGCUGUCAUCAAAGGUGAGAAGGACAAGACUCGUCAAAAACUAAUGUUGACGCAAAAAAAAUUAUUUAUUGACCAAGCCCGAAAACUAUCUGUAGCAUACAAAAAGGACGGCACCUGGAUCGAGGAAUUGCUGGAGUUUCAAUAG
Messenger RNA from Wickerhamiella sorbophila, 594 nucleotides. RefSeq lists its product as hypothetical. NCBI's taxonomy places the organism in Eukaryota, Fungi, Ascomycota, Dipodascomycetes, Dipodascales, Trichomonascaceae. The transcript has a single exon. The coding region runs from base 1 to 594 and encodes 197 amino acids. The record is from RefSeq and is a predicted model, not a curated record.